Messenger RNA from Zootoca vivipara (common lizard), 5059 nucleotides. It is a transcript of the gene ARHGAP25, whose product is annotated as Rho GTPase activating protein 25. Gene Ontology annotation, molecular function: GTPase activator activity. Gene Ontology annotation, cellular component: phagocytic cup. The record is from RefSeq and is a predicted model, not a curated record. Gene Ontology annotation, biological process: negative regulation of small GTPase mediated signal transduction; actin filament organization; signal transduction. Lineage: Eukaryota; Metazoa; Chordata; Lepidosauria; Squamata; Lacertidae.
GGUAUGCAAAAUAAAGCAUGCAUAAUUUUGUAAUUAGUUUGGCCUUGGCAACAAGAGGCCACCUUAGUGGUGAAGACAAGGAGGCCUUGAUGUGAUGAGGACCCAGAGAUGCUUGUGCCUGUUACUGGCAGAUGGCUGGGCUUCCCUAGGCCACCUCAUGAAGAGCCCACUGUUAGCCACUUGUCAUUGUAGACCUUGAUUCGACUGCAGGCUCCAGAGCCCUGCCUCUGACAUGGGCAACGUCAUAACUGACACAGCCAUAUCCCUGUUGGAGAGACUUUGGGCUCCUGGUCGAUCAUCCACGGAGCAUAUUGAUUUUUCAAAGUGCUUUAGUCUUUGGCCUCGUAACAGCUGGGGGAGGCAGGCUGUGGACACCCUCCCUUUUGAAGGCUGUGCCAUAAUUUCAAGGCAGAGGGCGAGAUGUGAUCCCAGGCCCCAGGCUGACUAGCGCUGAAUCGUGGCGCCGUUUUGGAGGGAAAUGACUGCCUCUUUCUUUUGCUGCAAAGAAGGGAGCCGUGAUGUGGAGAGGGCAGCUUCAGCCUGAGUGAAGGAAGUCAUAUGCAGGAGUAAUGGAAGGAAGCACCCGUUUACUAUGCACAAUGACAGGUUUAUGAUGGUUCUCUAAAAGCCAAAGAGCUCUUUGUAAACCGUCGGAUCCUUGCCCCUCUUGGCGUUCCUGGGAAGAAGGAUGUGUGGACGCUGGGCUGAUUUGGAAAGGGAAGAGACUCCAAGAUUUCCUUCAGAAUCUGGAAGCAAGGAUGAGAACAGGAGCCCGUCAAAAGACGUAGAAGCAAGUUCUGAAGUGCUUUCCGGGUUGGAACUUGGACUUCCCUGCCAUCCUCUUCCUGCCUGGACUCCCGAUGAAAGGCUGGGAGUUGGGUUUUUGCUUUCCAGACCUGGAGAUGUUCUUUUGCUGGGAGUACAGGAAGAAGAAGCAGCAGCAGCCCAUGGCCCACAGGAAAGUAGUUUUUGGGCAACAGCUGGUGGAGACCAUGGUGUAUGAGCAGAAAUUUGGGCAGCAUCAGGUCCCCAUCCUGGUUGAGAAAUGUGCCGAGUUCAUCAGGAAGCACGGCCUGAACGAAGAGGGCAUCUUCCGACUUCCUGGCCAGGACAACCUGGUGAAAGAGCUGCGGGAUGCCUUUGACGCAGGAGAGAGGCCGUCCUUUGACCAAGACACAGACGUGCACACGGUGGCUUCUCUGCUUAAACUCUACCUCAGGGAACUCCCUGAGCCUGCCAUUCCUUGGACACAGUAUGAGGACUUCCUCUUGUGCGGCCAGCUCAUGACGGCUGAUCAGGCAAAGGGUCAUCAACAGCUAGUGAAGCAGCUCUCUCUUCUGCCUCGGGACAAUUACAACCUCCUCAGUUACAUCUGCCGGUUCCUCCAUGAAGUCCAGCAGAGUUCUGCCACCAACAAGAUGAGUGUGGAGAAUCUGGCGACAGUGUUUGGAGUGAAUCUCAUCAGACCAAAGAUUGAAGACCCUGCCACCAUUAUGAGAGGCACUCCUCAAAUCCAGAAGGUGAUGUCAACCAUGAUCAGCGACCAUGCAAAGCUCUUACCCAUAUCGAAAGACAUAGCACCUGCUUCGCCUCUGCAGAACAGCGACUCCAAUAAAUCUCCAAUUCCUCGCAGCUCCGUCGGCUGGGAUGCUGCCCAGAGGCCACUCAUGGCCAGGGCGGGGAACAGGACUCUCCUGCGGCAAAUCAAAGACAACCCUGACGUCUCCAUCUCUGAAUCGGCUGCCAGGUCAGCUCAGUCGGCAGAAGGUAACGGGGAGAUGCAGCCCAGCGAUGUUCUGGGGACAUGGACAGAAGAGCCCCGGAAAAGGACUCAGACACUACCGAGCAGGAAAUGCUUUUCUUUCCUUUCCUCCAACAGAGGGAACCAAAGCACAGAUGGAAAUGAGAUUUUCAACAGUGAAUUUUGGUCCUCACCUUCCCCUUCCCCAGCCGGCUUGCAGCCUGUUUCUUCUACAGCUGCCCACAAAAGGACGCUCUCGGGGGGACUGUCCAAGUGGUUCAGUCUCCCACAGGCUUCCAACUCCCACACCCUCAGUGGUUCAGCGCUGGAAACGAGGAAGGAGGCCCACGAUGAGAGGCCAUUGGACCAGAUUAGUGAAAUUUCAGGACAGGGUUCCCCAAUACAUGACAUUCCUCAUCCUGGGCAAAACGGGGCAGUGGUUGCAAACCCCAGUCCUGAAAGCAGGAGCUGCCAUUCAGAGGACCCCGAGGUCCUUCGGAAGAUGAUUGCGGAGCUUAAGGAGGAGAUGGAGUCACAGAAAAAGGACUACGAAGAGCAAAUUAGGAGCCUCGAGAAGGAGAACUAUGAGGUCUGGGCCAAAGUGGUAAAGCUGAACAAAGAGAUCGAGAAAGAAAAGAAUAGGUUUGCUGAGCUGGAGAGUAAGCUUCAGGGCGUCGAGCGUUCCCAGGCUGACGUUGAAAAGAAGAACAAACUUCUGGAGAACUCCAUUAAGUCCAUGAUCCAAUCUGCAACGAAAAGUGACUAAGGGAAAGGGCCGCUCAUUCUGAACAGAAACUAGCCGUGCUCCUUGCAGGGCAGGGGGGCGGUCGGUCAGAGGCUUUUUCAAGCACCGUGCCUGCCUUUCUUUCAAUGGCCUGUUGUGCUGGGUCAUGAGUCAGGCCUGGUGGAGACUGGUGAGUCCCAGGCAGCUGAUAGAUGCUCUUAGUAUAUGCUGGAGAGCUGCAGGCUGCAACCUCCUCCCACGCCCAACUCUCUUUGCAGUAAUAGCACAGCCGCCUCAGGCCAUUUUCCUUCCUGACCCCCAUUGAUUAAACAUCCCGUUCUUGUGGCCAAAUCGCAAGAGCUGCCACACACACCCCCCCAGCAUUCUUUCACUUGCUGGCUUUUUUUGUGUGUUUUCAUUCCAUGUUAUAUUUAUUUUGCCAGCCCUCCUUUUAAUCCUGCUUGGCAAUCUUGAUUGCAGGACCAGGCAUCGGGUUCCCCUACCCCAACUCAUGCAAAUGAGAGACCAACGAGGCUGGUUUUUUGGGGGUUAUUGAAUACAGAUGAAAGAGGAUUGGCUUAAGCAUGGGGCAAUCAAAAUACUUACAGCCCGCCCGCUGGAAGUGAUGCGUGGUCAAUCCAGACGGGGGUUCCUAAGACUUACAUCAAAUAGGGUGGCCCCCGAAGGGACCGCCAUCUGGGGGAGUGCCUUCGGUCCUGGCCCCCCCUGGGCAUGUGGACAUAGCCACUCCCCAUGAAUCUCUUUAACGGGAUACCCCAGCGUUUGGAGGGGCAGGCAGAAACUACAACCUCCCUUCCAUCCAAAACAAAGGAUUGCCCCAAUGCCCAAUCAGUUGUGACGAUUGCUAUGAGGUAGGCAAAACCAGUGGGUCAGUGUCAAUUAGCCCGGUGGGCAAAUUCCUACCCGACCCCUUAAAGAACGAUGACCACCGUAGCCACAGCAAAGCCAUUGACUAUCAGCUUAAACCAAGUGUGGGUGGGCAGGAAAGAAACCUGGCGAAGGAACAAACAGGUACAGUGGUGCCUCGCAAGACGAAUUUAAUUUCGUUCCACGAGUCAAUUCGUUUUGCGAAAAAUUCGUCUUGCGAAUCGUGGUUUCCCAUAGGAAUGCAUUGAAAUUUCUUUUUUUUGCCCAUAGGAACGCAUUAAUUAAAUUUCAAUGCGUUCCUAUGGGAAACCGCGAUUCGCAAGACGAAUUUUUCGCAAAACGGAUUCAUCUUGUGAGUCACCAUCAGAUCCCAAAACGCAUUCGUCUUCCGAAAAAUUCGUCUUGCAGGGCAUUCGUCUUGCGAGGUACCACUGUAGUGCCCCAGGUGUGGGCUGCUUAAAUGGGCAAGGGGCGGAUCCAAGGGAAGCCUACCCGCUCUGUUGGCUCUGCCCCUGGCAGAAUUGUAGAGCUGAAAGGGACACAACCUCUGUGCAACCUCUGUGACGGUGGCCUUGUGAGUCCAACAAUUUAUUUCCCAUUCUAAUUUUGGUGCUGGCCACCCUGUUGCAUGUCCCCUCCCAACCAACAACUUUGCCUGGGAGCCGUAUCAAUCCAGUUAGCUGUUGCCUUCUUGGGUUUGAUGGUACGUUCUAUUUUAUACUCACUGGCUGUGGCCAAUGGUGUCUGAAGUCCAAAACCUCUGGCGCUUGGGGAAAGACGGCCCUGGAAUGAAGGAACCCUACAGAAACUUGACACUGAAAAGACUUUGUCUACUUUCACACUUUGGUGUUUUGUUUAGAGCUGAAAUGAAACAAAAUGUUGCCUAGUCGUCAGAUGAGCAAAUAUUACACACCUGAACACAGUGUAUUGAACCUUUACACCCAACCCUUGAACAGUAUCUUUUUUAAAAUGAAGAAAUGUGUGUGUGAAAAUGUCCAGUUGUUGCAAGCACUGGAGGGCUGGCUGGAUAGCUUUAAGAUAUUAAGCAGCCCAAAAGUGUGGAUCAAGGUUCUAGUCCUGUGGGAGUCUGGUGGAGACACAAAACUGCUGAAGUGAAGAAGAGAUCUAACCUCAAAGUGGUUUCCUCCUAUGCUGGAAGAAAUACUGGCACAUAAAAUGAUGGUUUCAUCUCUGUAUAAAGUCUCUGACAUUUUGUGUUCAAACAGUUCCUGAAAUGCUCUACUCUUGAGCUGAGAAAUGGGGUGGGAGCAGGACACCAUUUCACUGAGGGAGGAGAAAUUCUGCAACAGCCUCACAAGCUUCAGGCUCACAAUUUGAAUUUCUUUCUUUUUCUUUUACUAAGGUUUUUCCAGUGGCAGCUAACAUAAUAAAAUUAAAAUAGAACAAUAGAACAACUUAUUAAAACAAACAAAGCAGGGUAAAGGUAAAGGGACCCCUGACCAUCAGGUCUAGUUGUGUCCGACUCUGGGGUUGCGGCGCUCAUCUCGCUUUAUUGGCCGAGGGAGGCGGCAUACAGCUUCCCGGUCAUGUGGCCAGCAUGACAAAGCCGCUUCUGGCGAACCAGAGCAGCGCAUGGAAACGCCGUUUACCUUCCCGCUGUAGCGGUACCUAUUUAUCUACUUGCACUUUGACGUGCUUUCGAACUGUUAGGUUGGCAGGAGCAGGGACCGAGCAACGGGAGCUCA